UUUUCUUAUCUCGGAAUACAUAGCGCCGCACCACCAUUACUCACCAUCAUUUCCCAAACCAAAACCAUGUCUCUGAUUUCUUCCCCAUUUCGCUAAAUUAGGGUUUGCAGAUUUAGCAACUUCUUCAACCAUGGCCAAGGAAACUGCUUCGAAUCGCAUCGCUGACAAAGGACCAGUCACGAGAUCUUCUACUGAGACAAUGUAUAAGAAAGUGGUUCUCACUCCUCCCACCACUCGCAAUCGAGUCGACAAGGGGACGCCGCCGCCGCCAGUGGCGGCGACUGCGACUGCGACGAUGACGACACCGAUGCAUUUGAGGAGAUCUGAGAGAACUAGGAACCUUUCUCCUUCUACUUCUUCUCAGAGCCCGUCCUCGAAGAAACUCAAGAGUGUGAGUCAGUUCACGUUUCAGGAGCGUGAUGCUGCUGCUGAAACUUCUUUCAAGCUUAAGACGAAGGAUGCUCGUGCUUACCGUACUGUAUUUAGAAGAAGAUCGAGUAGAGAUUGCAAUGAGGAGUCAAAUAGGGGAGGUAAUUUAACUCAGGAAGGUGGUGAUGGGGGUGGAGCUCGAGGGGACGAGAUGGAUGAGUGCUUAAAAGGGGAUAGUUUAGAUAGUAAAGAAGUUACCAAAGAUGGUAUUCUGCCACCUGAAGAGGCAGAAACCGAAGAUCAGAGUGCAAAGUCUGGGUCAAGUGGGCAUGUGAAAGAGCUUUCAGAAAACAAUGUGGCUGAAGGUUCGGCGGUACCAUCUGAUGUCGCAACUCAUGAGACUAGUGGGCCUGUGCAAGAGCUUUCAGAAAAUAAUGUGGCUCAAUGUUCACCGGUACCAUCUGAUGCCGCAACUCAUGAGACUAGUGGGCCUGUGCAAGAACUUUCAGAAAAUAAUGUGACUCAAGGUUUGUUGGUACCAUCUGAUGCGGCAACUCAUGAGACUAGUGGAGCAUCUGAAAGGGUUCAGUCUGAUUGCCACAGAGAGGAGGAGGCAUCCCGGACCUUAGCGUCAAGGAGUUCCAUGUUAAAUGAAAAUUUGAGUCAGAAAUGUGCUAAUGGUGAAAAUUUGAUACCUUGUAAGAGAAAAAGAAUUACGGGGGACAAGGAUUCAGAUGUUUCUGCUACAUCGGCUGAUGACGAGAACUGCAAUUUGAUUGUGGAUGCCAGUUCUUCAAGGCUAUGCAGCAAUAUUGUAGAGACCAGUGAGUCAUGUUCCAAAAGGAUAAGGCGGAUCUCUUUAUCAGAUAUGCAAAGGGAUCAGAAGAAAUCCAUGAAUAAUGUUGAUCAGCUUUGUUCAAAAUCUAAUGGCGAAAGGUUAUCUACCAGCAAUAAGGAAGGAAACUCUGGAGAUUCAGGGGAGAGACCUUUAGUGAAUGGUGUUGAAACUGAGAAAAUAAGGAAAGCGCAGAGGAGCUUACAUCUAAAGCUGAAGCCAAAGAUAGCAAGUCUUUGUGAAAUUCUUCUUCUCCCGGACAAUGUCAAGAGUAUGGUUGGAAAUUGUCUUGAAUAUACUAUGAACAAUCACCAGAUCUGUAUGGAACCAGUAUCUAUAUUACAGGCUUUUCAAUUAUCUCUGUGUUGGACUGUCUCUUCUUUGCUAAACCACAAACUUGACUUUGAAGCUUCCCUCGAGCUUGCAAAGCAGCACUUGAAUUUUGACUGUGACAAAGGUGUAGUUGAUGAAAUUCAUUCAAUGCUGUGUAAGCUGAAGAAAAACUUCUUAUCCCUAACAGGAAAUCCUAAAGUCACUGGUUCUCCUACCUCUGAAUCACCAAGCAGUAACUAUUCAAACAUAGAAGAGACAGUGGUUGAAUUUGCCAAAAGAGAUAUUUCCAAAAAUAUUAAAGAAAUUAAGAAGAAAAACCAGUGGGUAAAGCUACUUUUGAUGCAAGAGAAGGAUAAGCGGAAGUUGGAAAAUGAUAUUAAGAAUGAAGAGGCGGAUUUUCAGAGAAGGUGCAAAAUAGAGUGGACAACAAUUAAAUCCUUUUCUCCCAAUGACGUGAUAAGAAAAGAAAAGCUCAAGGUUUACCGUAGCAGCUAUGAAAAAACAUUGGGAGAAUUGAGAAGGCAGCAUCAAACACGUCUCCAGGAUCUUGAAGCCCAGCAAUCAGAAGCAAUACGGAAGUUCCAAGAGUCUUGGUCACCCGAAAAUGCUCCAAAAGCCCUUGUGUCUGAUCAUGUUGCUGAAGGAAAGAGUUCUGAAAAUAUAGUUGAGACCAUUUCAAUGACUGGAUAUGGAGUAUUUGGAAAUAAGUGCCACAAUAUUGCUGAAAACGAAUAUGAAGGUCAAGGAAAUAUUUCCUCUAAGCAUUCCAAUUCCAGAGAACGAUCUUCUGAUGGAGCCGCUAGCAGGGAAGAGGUCGAAGGGUGUGAAAUUUUUAAUCGUGAAUCUCCUAAUGGAUGUCGGCAGGAUAGUGUAAUAUUGAUACCACUUUCAGAUGAUCCUGGUAGAGAGGUGGCUCUUGCAGUGCACCAAACCAGCUCUUCAAAUGAUGCUCAGGUUGAUAUUUCUUCUUCCAAUCAAGGUAAACCUGAUGGGGCUAUAUGGAGCAACACUCUUUGUAGUUUAUCUGCCAAAUCUAAUGCUUUCAGUGUUGGUGUCAAGAAUAUGGUUUCCUUUAAUUCGCAAUCACCUGAAAAACAUAUCCCUAGUGUAAAUACCAUGUGCAUGCCAAAUUGUAAGAAUGCUGCACAAAUCCAUGAGCCUAAUGAUGGCCAUGGUUCAAAUAAUGCUGACACUCUGAACUCACCUUUGUCUCAUGAAAGAAUUUCCUCCUGGAAUUCAAAAUCACCUCAACAUGUCGAUAGUGUAAAUGUCAUGUGUGGGCCAAAUUCUGAGAAUUCUGCACUGGUCCACAAGGCUGAUGACAACAAUGAUUCAAAUAAUGUUGUCACUCCGAACUCACUGUUGAUUGAUGAGAGAAGUGCUCAUGAUGUAUUAGAUAAAGAUGUACAUGUGGGGAUACCUGGGACUGUCAAUUUUACUCCUACAUCAACGGAGCAAAUACCUGUAGGUGCAGUAAAUGACUUAGUUUUGGAUAGAGUGUUGCCAACACCAUGUGGAACUGCUGGUCCCUGUCAUAGUCCUGGUGCUAAUGCUAUUAUUCAUUCGAAUCAACCUUUUUCAGAGAGAAAGAAUCCCGACGAAGUCUCAACAAGCAUAUCAACUGGACACAACCCAGUUGAAGUGUCAGAAACUAGUCAUGACCAGACCACUGUAAGUGAAUUAGAUAAGGAGGCAGCUGUGGGAAUGCUUGGCACAGUCAGCUGUACUGAUUGUCCCAAUAGUACAGUUCCUCUGAAUUUUUCAUCCACAGAUCAAAUAUCUGAUGAAGGUGCACCUUUAACUGAGAAUGCGACACUGAAUGUUUCAUCCACCAAUCAAACAUCUGAGGGAGUCUUAUCAUCAAGGCCUUGUAUUUCUAGUCCAAGCAUUGAUCAUCCAGCUGCAAUUUCCCUUUUGAAUCCAACUUCACAGCAACAAGUUUCUGAUACAGUCUUGUCAACAAUACCUGAUGGACAAAUUCCAGUCAUUAUGCCAGUAUGUGGCCAUGAAGAGGCUGAAUGUCAAUUAACAGACAGUGCAGUAGCAGAGAAAAGUACUGCAUCAGAUCAGCAGGAAGGAGUGCAUAGAACCAUGAUAGAAGACACUUUGACCCAGGCGACUCCUGUUUCUAGAUCUGUUGAUCUCAUUGAGCCCAGAGAAGAAAGGCAGCCAUUAUCAUCUGUAGAUUCCCCACAUAACCAGGAUACCGCUAAAGACACACAUAACUCUCAGGUCUCUAAUGCAGUUGACAUUUUACCAGGUAAUCAGUCCAAUCAAACUUCAUUGCUCAUGGAGCUUCCAGAGCAGGUGCAGCAAUUACCUUCUGCAGGGUUCCUUUCUUCCGACCAGGACCUAUCUAACUUACCUUUGGCAACUGGAAUUGAAGACCAGGCAACCAGUGAAGAUGCUCUCUCCAGCCACAUUCCUGAGGCAUCAGUUGAGGUUCAAAAUCAAGCUGUUGAGCAACCUGCCUCAAAUUUGGAAAUUGAUUCUCAUUCACAUCAAGUUGUGCAUCCAGCCUCUAAUUUGGACACUGAUUCACUCAUGCCUGGGGGAGUCACAACACAAUCUUCAGACCCAAGAAAUUUGUCAACUCAAGGAGAUACCAAUACUCACCCUAUUCCAACUGCAACCCAAUCAGCUUCUAGGGUGUUUCCGCCUUUGUGCCAUGAUCCGCUCUAUAAUGAAUUGGACAGAAUACGGAAACUGACAGAGCAAACUAGUAAAGUUUGUAAAGAUAUGAAAUUACAAAACGAGUGCAAUUAUAUGAAGGAACUUGUGGAACUUCAGAGGAAGUAUGAAGUUAAAUUUAGGGAAAUUGAGGAUGAAUUUCAAAGAACAAAGAAAGAUCUUGAUACACAACUCAACACAGUUUAUGUACAUAGGCUAUUGGCCCAGACUUUUAAGGCUACGUCCGUGGAUCAUAAAGAUUGGGGUGCAUCAGGAAUGCAGCAAGAUGCAAGUUUUGGACAGCAAUUACCUCAGCUUUCUAGACAGCAACCUGCUUCUUUGCCCUAUAUGGUUGCUCCUCCAUCUUCCUGUGGGCCUUCUGCAGCCAUUUUCCCGAGUUCCCAUGCUACACCUGGCUCUCAGACUAUGCUACCACCUACACUGGCCGCUUACAGUACAGCAGGAGUUUUCUCAGGUGUUUCUGCAAGACCACCACCUCUUAUCAACUCUAUCUCUUCUCCCUCAGGAAGUCUUCAAGCUGGUGGGCAGAUACGGGCCCCUGCACCACAUCUCCAGCCUUUUAGACCCUCUGCGUCAGUUCCGGCCCCAACACCACCACAUCUCCAGCCUUUUAGACCCUCCACACCAGUUCCACCCCGAGCACCACCACAUCUCCAGCGUUUUAGACCCUCCACAUCAUUUCCGACCCCAGCAGCACCACAUCUCCAGUCUUCUAGACCCUCCACAUCAGUUCCGACCCCAGCAGCACCACAUCUCCAGCCUUCUAGACCCUCCACAUCUGCCCCUUCCGCCUCUAGCCUCUUUACAGUUCCACAUAUGAUGCCAAAUCAUCCUGCACCUGGUAACAUUCCUUUACCUUCUGCCUCGUAUUAUCAAUUGCUCCCCCGACAGCCGACCAUCACAGAGCCUGGUCAUCAUAGGGGGCAUUGGCCUGAUAGUACAGGUGGGUUAUCUGCUCGUAACCUACCUGCCAUGGAUUUACGCCCAGAUACUAAUAUUCUAUCUGGUAAUAAUCUGCCGAAUGUUCUGCCACGUUUAUCUGAUUCGGCUUCAUUAGACCUAUCCAAAUUAGCCACCUGCAGUAGCACACUGGCUAAUUCAACCCAUCAAGCUACAUCUCCUGAUGUAGUGUGUUUAUCAGAUGAUGACUGACCAGAGGUAAGUGUUCAUAUAUUUUUUGCACAUUUGUCCGAACACCAGGGAAUGAUAUAACGCCUUUUUAACACUAGUUUAGGGGCUCCGGAGAUGUAUUUAGGACAGAUGUUUAGGUGGUACCACGGUCACGGUUCUUAUUUUGUUAAUUUGUAAUUAUUUACAAAUGUAGAUAUAAUGAUAUAUACAUAAAUAUGUGAUGUGAUUAGUAGUAUGGUUA
Molecule: messenger RNA, 5600 nt
Organism: Lotus japonicus
Lineage: Eukaryota; Viridiplantae; Streptophyta; Magnoliopsida; Fabales; Fabaceae
Product: helicase protein MOM1-like
Exons: 9
Coding region: 131-5380 (1749 amino acids)
Biological process (GO): heterochromatin formation
Source: RefSeq, a predicted model, not a curated record